AUGGACAAGAUCGACCAAGGCUCAUUUCGGGGACUGCAAGCGGAGCUCAGUAUGAUGAACGCCGUUUACCUACUCGAAGAGGCGAAGGCUGACAAACCUGAACCCACAAUAGUGGACUGUUCCCACGGCUUCUCCACAAAGGAUACUGCCGAUCUGUCCGAGUCAGUCAGUCUAGGGCCCGGCAGGACGCCUCCCGCGCUCCUCGGGGAGGACACGCCUGCACUUGCUGCUUCCAGAACGGGACAUCGGAAAAAUGCCGGUUAUACCGGGCUUACUGCUUUCCUGCUUACUACUUCCUACUUCACUACUUCACGCGAGCUGAAGAGUCGUGGCAAACACGCCAGACAGCAGAAACUGCUGGAUCGCCGUUCACCAGCAUCCAGAUCUCGCGCCGUUGCGUUUCGACUAUGGACGGUCACAUCGGCUUUCGCCUUUCGGGGCCAUUGGGAGGGUGCGGGUUCAGUUUCUUCACGUAGCGUACUAGGACAGUCUGAAAUACGCGAUCAUCUAGAAUCUGCGCAAAAGUGGAGUUAUGCAGUUAUUAUGCAUUUGCCUGUCGGGGUUAGUUCGAACUCCAGUAUGGGAGAAUGGGGAUGA
Aspergillus nidulans FGSC A4 is the source of this 597-nucleotide messenger RNA. RefSeq lists its product as uncharacterized. The transcript is spliced from 3 exons. Bases 1 to 597 code for a protein of 198 amino acids. The record is from RefSeq and is a predicted model, not a curated record. NCBI's taxonomy places the organism in Eukaryota, Fungi, Ascomycota, Eurotiomycetes, Eurotiales, Aspergillaceae.